Messenger RNA from Cheilinus undulatus (humphead wrasse), 1200 nucleotides. Its product is annotated as solute carrier family 22 member 5-like. The record is from RefSeq and is a predicted model, not a curated record. Bases 1 to 1200 code for a protein of 399 amino acids. Gene Ontology annotation, cellular component: membrane. The transcript has 9 exons. Gene Ontology annotation, molecular function: transmembrane transporter activity. Gene Ontology annotation, biological process: transmembrane transport. NCBI's taxonomy places the organism in Eukaryota, Metazoa, Chordata, Actinopteri, Labriformes, Labridae.
AUGACGUUUGACCUGGUGUGCAGUGAGCAGUGGAAGCAGCCCUUCACCUCCACAGUUUUCUUUAUUGGAGUUCUUCUUGGAUCCUUCUUCUCAGGACAGCUGGCAGACAGAUGUGGAAGGAAACCUGUGCUUUUUGCAACCAUGGCAGUUCAGACGCUGUUCACCUUCAUUCAGAUCUUCUCCGUCUCGUGGACAAUGUUCACUGUCCUCCUCUUCUUCAACGGUUUGGGGCAGAUGUCUAACUUUAUAGGAGCUUUAGUCCUGGGUGCUGAGACUUUGAUUGGCAAUGUGCGAGUCCUUUACUCAUCUUUAGGCACAUGUUUGGGCUUUGCCAUUGGCUACAUGAUGCUGCCUCUCUUUGCUUACUUUCUGAGGGAUUGGAAGUCUCUUUUAGUGGCACUGACUGUGCCAAGCCUGGCCUACCUCCCCCUCUGGUGGUUCAUCCCAGAAUCUCCUCGAUGGCUGCUUUCUCAGGGAAGAGUGGAGGAGGCCGAGGCCAUAGUAAAAAGGGCUGCUAGGUGGAACAAAGUUCAGGCUCCGAGGGUGAUUUUUGAAGGUUAUAGUGUAAGUACCAAAGAAACCCCUAAACAAAGCUACAAUGUGCUGGACUUGCUCAGUAAAACUGAAUUCAGAGUACUGACUCUCAUUCUUUGCUUGGCGUCAUUUUCUAUGAUUCUUGGAUACUAUGGCUUGUCCUUCAACACAUCCCAGCUCCAUGCAGACCCCUACAUCAGUUGUUUUAUCUCUGCAGCUGUUGAGGUUCCAGCUUAUAUUUCUAGCUGGUUGGCUCUGUUGUACCUCCCACGACGAGUGUCUGUCAUCUCUUCCUUGAUGCUUGAAGCAGUGCCACUUUACCUCAUUCAGCUUGUGCCUGAAAGUUUUCCAAAUCUGUCUCUUGCACUAGAGAUGUUUGGUAAAUAUGCAAUCACCACUGGAUCCUCCCUGAUGUUUGCCUACUCUGCUGAGCUCUACCCUACAGUGAUCAGGAACACAGGAACAGGGACAUGCAUCACAGUUUCCAGAUUAGGCAGCUGCAUGGCACCAGCGUUGCUACAGCUGGGUACAUACUUUCAGUACCUUCCUUACAUCGUGUUGGGAACUCUGGCUACUGUGUCUGCCUUUUUGGCUUUCUUCCUGCCGGAGAGUUUUGGAAAACCUCUCCCUGAAACAAUUGAGCAGAUGGAGCGAAGAAAAAGGUAG